Doryrhamphus excisus (bluestripe pipefish) is the source of this 2311-nucleotide messenger RNA. It is a transcript of the gene rhoab, whose product is annotated as ras homolog gene family, member Ab. Lineage: Eukaryota; Metazoa; Chordata; Actinopteri; Syngnathiformes; Syngnathidae. The record is from RefSeq and is a predicted model, not a curated record. Gene Ontology annotation, biological process: small GTPase-mediated signal transduction. Gene Ontology annotation, molecular function: GTP binding; GTPase activity.
UUUCGAGUUCCGAGUUUCAAACCCUCGCCUGCGCGCACCCGAAAGCAAUUCAAUUGUAUCCCAGUGAGUGAGGCUGGUGGCUGGCAGCGGCGAGCGACUCAUCUCCAUCGUACACGCAACUUUGUCCACACAAAAAAAACGCAGGGAUGGCAGCCAUCCGUAAGAAGCUGGUGAUAGUCGGGGAUGGAGCUUGUGGGAAGACCUGCCUCUUGAUUGUCUUUAGCAAAGACCAAUUCCCUGAGGUUUACGUCCCCACUGUGUUUGAGAACUAUGUGGCUGACAUAGAGGUGGACAGCAAACAGGUGGAGUUGGCGCUGUGGGACACGGCUGGUCAGGAGGACUAUGACAGGCUCCGACCUCUCUCCUAUCCAGACACUGACGUCAUUCUCAUGUGCUUUUCCAUAGACAGCCCUGACAGCUUGGAAAACAUUCCGGAGAAGUGGACACCCGAGGUGAAACAUUUCUGUCCCAAUGUUCCCAUUAUUCUGGUCGGGAACAAGAAAGACCUGCGCAAUGAUGAGCACACGCGCCGCGAGCUGGCUAAGAUGAAACAGGAGCCUGUGAAGUCUGAAGAGGGCCGGGAAAUGGCAGUCCGGAUUGCAGCAUUUGGCUACAUGGAAUGCUCUGCCAAGACCAAGGAUGGCGUACGAGAGGUGUUUGAGAUGGCCACAAGGGCGGCGCUGCAGGCACGCCGCAGAAAAAAUAAUGGUAAAUGUGCGCUGCUGUGAAGUGGCGCAUAUCUUGGAACAAUUCGGACCUGGCCCAGUUGUACCCUGUGGCCUGGGAGGGAAUGGAGGCAUUACUAGACGAGAGUGGGAGGGACGACUGGACUGCUGUUAAGGAGACUGAAUUCACCCUGGGACUUUUGGUUUGGGCGGCUUUGAUGGAGAGGGAUUGGGGCGGGGUUGGAAAGGUAUACCAUUGGACUCUUUGUGGGCUUGCUGCAAAAAGGGGGGCACUGCACACCAGCCAAAGACAGCUACGGCAUGUCCGCCCCCUCGCCCCUCCUUGAAGGUUAUUAAGAGAUCUUUGCUGAAAAUCAUGUGAUUCUUCAAGGUUAGUUUCCUUCCUGGAUGACUUGACAGGUCAGUGUGUGCCAGAAGUAUGGUUAAGAAUGGCUUUUAACCCCAAAUGUGGAACUAAUCACAUUUCAAUUCAGUUUAUGAGCCAAAGUGGACAAAUCCAUGGAUAUAUUAAAUGGGGGUGGGGGUUAUUCCUAGAGUUUUAAUAUAAUAUUUGGCUGUAAACAUGUUUUUAAGAUUUUCCCUGGGGUGUCGCGUCCCCGUCACAUGUCCCAGAGCCAAGAGGUCCGUCAGCAAGGCUAAUCCUGUGCUUACAGACUCGCUAUGUCCGCACACUGAGACCUCAGCCCGCUUUCAGCUAUAUGUUGCAAUUGACACAUCGCUAUCAGUUACUGCAUUCAGUGUUAGGAUGCAACCUUCAUUUGACCCCUGCGGUGUAAUAUGAUGUGCCCACAGCUUUUACAAGUGUUGCCAAUUUAAAGCUACUACGUAAAUCACGACAACCUGCCUCAAAUCUCCUCUCAUGGCCUCGUCCCUCACACCCAUUCCUCCCUUCUUUACCACAAAGUCCGACUGCCGGUGUGGAUCAAGAACAAGGAGAGUUUUGCAUCUAUAUGCACACCAUUCAUGUCUUAGACCCAGGAGGACAUCUUUGUUUUCAUUUCUCAAAAAACUGACAAAAUUUUGGAACCUCAUUACUUUAAGGGUAUUUUUUCAAACAGAAUUCAAGAGUGUUUUUAAUUCCAAAAAUGCUAACGGUGGCCUGUUAAGUAUUCUCUCUUACAAUUGUCGUUCUUCCUGACUGACAUGGAGUUUAAUCCAGAAACCUACUCUUGUAUUGUUAUAUGCUACUUUAAAAAUGUCCUGAAUAUAUUGUCUGUCAGUAUUUAAGAGAAAGGGAAAAAACAAGAGGUGGGACAUUAGCUGUUGCUUGCUUUAUCGGAAUUCUCCUGUUAUUUACACUUGGUGGCCUGUCGGUCAUCCCGGGAGAAAGGCUGGAUUACUGCAAUGUCCAUGUUUUUGUCUCGAAACUGAAAAGACAAAAUCAAGAGUUAAAAACAAGGCCUCCUUAUGUACAAAUCAUUGUUAUUUCUUGUUUUAUUGAAUGUUCAAAAUCCUAACAUUCUUUUGAAUGCUGAAGUUAAAAAAAAACAACAGGGAAACCACGCUGUAUGCAACGUUUGUAAAUAUGAAUGAUGGGUCUUGUUCCUACUUGACGACACACGCACAGGACUGGAAACUGUAUUUGUAAAGUAGCUUUGGUUUGUGUAAUAAAUUACUUUCUAUAA